Molecule: messenger RNA, 1760 nt
Organism: Acanthaster planci (crown-of-thorns starfish)
Lineage: Eukaryota; Metazoa; Echinodermata; Asteroidea; Valvatida; Acanthasteridae
Product: protein gooseberry-like
Biological process (GO): regulation of transcription by RNA polymerase II
Molecular function (GO): DNA-binding transcription factor activity, RNA polymerase II-specific; RNA polymerase II transcription regulatory region sequence-specific DNA binding
Source: RefSeq, a predicted model, not a curated record
CUGCGCCUUGUGUAUGCAGAAUGCAAUAUGUAGGACGUGUUUUCACGACAUUGCAGGUUGGGCACUGAGUUUCCGGGCCGAGUUAAGUUGCAGGCAGUUUCAUGACACUGGUGUUCUUGAGAGCACGUUCUGGGGUAUCGUCUGGGUAGACUUUCCAGCUGUACAGUCUGUAUAUAUUUAGCAGAGUGGAUCAAAAAGAUGUCUCAAGAGGAAGAAGAUGAUGAACCACUGCCUGCCCAGUCCAGCCACUGCACAACCUGCACAGAAUCAGAGGCCUCUGAUGAUGUCUGUGAAGCCUCUGACAUGACCCAUCGGGGUGCCACCUCCCUCCUCACCGGUCGAAAGCGCCGAAGACGGACCAUCAUUGCGGCCGACCAGCUGAUGAAGAUGGAGGAGCUCUACAAGCAAGAGCAGUGGCCUGGACGGGAGAAGAAAGAAUCCCUGGCCAGGGAGAUCGGCAUGUCCACCCACUUCGUCAACAUCUGGUUCCAGAACAAGAGGUCCCGGAUGAAGAAACUGGCCCAAGAGGAGGAGGAGUUGGAAUUUCUUCGUAAAGCAAGAAGCCCGGGGUCAAAGGUCGACCCAGUGCAUGGCUCCAGUACGGGAACCAAGCCAAUUGCCAUCGCUCCAAAGCCACCCUUUGGAAAAACAGUUCCAAGUAACCAGAGCCCCAUUGCAGCAAUCAGAAUUCCUCAAGUGGGACCCUGUUUAGUCUUAGGCCAAAACAUCAGCAUGAAUGGUGGAGCUUCACCCAUCUCCUCGAGCCAGGUCACUGGAUCACCUGUGCAUCCAAGCCCCACAAUCAAAAUCCAAAAUGGCACAUCAAGCAGCACAAAAAACUCGGGAUUUGAGGUACUAAUGAUGGCCACUGCAACCCCAAGUUCACCUGUUUUAUUCCAACCUCAGCCGAUGGCAGUCAAUGCCCAGUUGACUCAGCUGCCCAUGCAAGCCCCAACCAGGCCGCUGAAUUUCUUCAAGUGCCUGGUUUCCAUGAUGGCCGUAGAGGAGGGCGGACUCCUCAAGAGAGGCAACCCGGAGUUUGACGUGGCAGUGAAUGCCGCCCUCUACGGCCUGCGUAUGGCCAACGGCAAUGUUCUGACGUACAGGAAGAACCGGGGACUGUUUAUCCACAAUGACCAGCACUGAACCAUUGACAGCUGUUUGAGACACUAUUACCAUGAAAGAAACAACUACGGAGCAUUGGUUUUGCUGUUGAGGGUGUAGCGUUCAUUCUGGGCGAAGAAAAGGAACGCCGUUCUUCCAGUUUUUGACGUUUGCAAUAUGAAGUGCCACAUUGGAGUACACUAUUUCUGAAAAAUGAAAAAUGAGGAGGACUGAUUUUUUUAUGUUGACCUUUGCAUUAUGCAGGUUUUAUAAGUUAAAAUAAAGUAAGGGUUGAAGAAAGCGGGUGCUCUAAUGCUUGAUUCAUUAAGUUAGACAUGUAUUUUGUCGAAUUGAGAUAGAACAGGUCAUAAAGUUGAAAUAUAUGACUAGAAUUUUCAUGUUACCCAGUAGUGGAAACUACACAGCUCGUUUCUGUAGGAUAAUUCACAGUCUAUUACAUUUAGACCUCAAACUAUCCCACGACAGAGCUUGUCUUCGAUUUGUAGAGUAAAUUGAUUAGUGUUAAAUUGGUAAACUGUUUAAUCAUUAAUGGUCAAUGAUGUAUAAUUGAGACAGCUGUAAAACUGUUCCCAGAAAGAAAUAGGGUCUUCAUAAUGUUUGUAAUAUUUCCCAUUCAUAAAUAUCAUUUGUUCAGA